UCCGUACCUAGUUGUCAAGUGGUUACGUAGUGUCGAGCUUCAGAGCUGUCAGCAACACCAGCCUCAUCCUCCCACAACAUCCUCUGAAUAAACAUCAUAACUUUAACUAUCUCGAAUACAAUUAUGGGUGGAGAAACUUCCGAGGUAGCAAAGCUCAAGAGCUCAUAUCCCACGCGGUCUGCGCAUCCUGUGGGACAAUGGAUACCCGACAUCUACAAGAAUCGCAUUGCCGGUUUCUACAGUGGGGGACAAUAUGAGUCCAAGAACUUGCGGGCUAUGAUGUAUGAGGGCGUCGCCUCAGGGCCACCUCAUGUCAAGCUCUCCGUGUGGGAUGCGCCCGAUCUCUCUCGACCUACCUUCAAAGAAGCAAUGCGCCAUGAAUUCAGACCUACCUCGGUCGGUGAAUGGUUUGGACCAUCAUGGUCGACCCAUUGGUUUAAAGUCCAGCUCACCGUCCCAUCCGAGCUUCGCAAAAAGGACCUCCUCGAGCUCCACUGGGAUGCGAACAAUGAGGGUAUGGUCUGGACUGAGGAUGGAAAUCCUCUCCAAGGGUUGACUGGAGGCGGAGAGCGAACAGAAUGGAUAUUGCCUGAGAAAUUCCGAGACGGAAAAGAGCACACUAUAUAUAUCGAGAUGGCUUGCAAUGGCAUGUUUGGCAAUGCGCCCGGCGGAGACACGAUUCAGCCGCCUGACCCCAACAAAUACUUCCAAUUAGGGAAGGCUGAAAUUGUGGCCGUCAAUGUUGAAGCUCGUCAGUUAUACAUUGAUAUUUGGAUCAUAGGAGAUGCAGCUAGAGAGUUCCCGACGGAUUCGUGGGAACAGCACAAGGCGUUGAGGGUUGCCAAUGAGAUCAUCGAGACUUUCGAAGUCGGCAAUCAAGACUCGAUUAUAAAAGGCCGCAAGAUUGCUCAAGAAUACCUGGGCAAGAACGUGAGCUCAUCUGAGGUCUACAAAACCGGAACAAAGCCAAUCGUCUACGGCAUUGGUCACUGCCACAUCGAUACAUGUUGGCUCUGGCCAUGGGCUGAGACAAAGAGGAAGGUUGCUAGAUCUUGGUCGAAUCAGUGUGACUUGAUGGAUCGCUACCCCGAGCAUCGGUUUACUUGCUCUCAGGCGCAGCAAUAUAAGUGGCUAAAGGAAUAUUAUCCUUAUGUCUUUGACCGAGUGAAAGAGAAGGUCAAGAAAGGUACAUUCCAGCCAGUUGGAGGUAGCUGGGUUGAACAUGAUACCAACAUGCCUAGUGGCGAGUCACUUGUCCGACAGUUUCUGUACGGCCAACGGCUUUUCGAAAGCUAUUUUGGAGAGAGAUGUCGGACUUUCUGGUUGCCUGAUACUUUUGGUUACUCGAGCCAACUUCCGCAAUUGUGCCGCCUGGCAGGUAUGACACGAUUUUUCACACAGAAAUUGAGUUGGAACAACAUAAAUAAGUUCCCACACACCACUUUCAACUGGGUGUCUCUCGAUGGUAGCCAAGUUAUAUGUCACAUGUGCCCAGCAGAGACAUAUACCGCAGAGGCGCAUUUUGGCGACGUGAAAAGGUCAGUGAGUCAGCACAAGUCGAUGGAUCAAGAUGAGACUUCGCUGUUGGUUUUUGGAAAAGGCGAUGGAGGUGGAGGACCAACUUGGGAGCAUUUAGAGAAGCUUCGUCGCUGCCGUGGAAUAAGCGACACGGUCGGUAUGCUACCUAGAGUGCAUAUGGGUGACUCCGUGGAGGACUUCUUCGACCGCCUCGAGAACAGGGUUUCCGAGGGUCUUGAUCUCGUAACAUGGUAUGGCGAGUUAUACUUUGAGCUGCACCGCGGUACCUACACAACCCAGGCAAACAACAAGCGCAACAAUAGGAAAGCCGAGAUUAUGCUCCGUGAUAUUGAGCAGCUGGCUACAUUUGCAAGCAUUAAAUCUGGAUUCAAAUAUCCCAAGGAGGAUAUUGACGACAUGUGGGAGGCAGUGCUUCUAUGCCAGUUCCACGAUUGUCUUCCUGGUAGUUCCAUUGAGAUGUGUUACGAUGACAGUGACGAGCUCUAUGCCAAAGUAUUCGAGACUGGCAAGAGAAUUCUGAAAGAGCUUUAUGCCUCUCUUGGCGUCCAGGAGGUCACCAAUUCCAACACCAAGAGCAGUAGGGCUGCCCUGAACACUGUGCCAGUUGCCCUGAAUACCAUGCCAUGGCACCGGAGGGAGAUCAUUGCCAUUGGCAACAAGCAAGUUGGUGUAGCCUGUGGUGAUGGCAAUUUGCUAAACAUUAAGACUUUCAAAAUUGCUGAGACACCAGAAGUAACUGUCAAGGAGACUACAAAAGGUGUAUUUGUCUUGCAGAACGAUCAGCUGCGUGUCCAGGUCGUUAACGGAACAAUCACUUCGCUUUAUGACCGAAAGGCCGAAAGGGAGUUAAUCCCUAAAGGGGGGAAGGCCAAUCAACUUGUGAUUUUCGACGACAAGCCUCUUUAUUGGCAAGCUUGGGAUGUUGAAGUCUUUCACUUGGACUCGCGAAAGGAGCUCUCCUCAGGUGAGACGAAAAUCGUGCAAAGCGACGCGCAUCAAGUCACUGUCAUGACCGAGACCAAGAUCAGCGACAAGAGUUGGGCAAAGACAUACAUUAGUCUGUCGGCUGCUUUCAAGGAUCAGCAGUCCUAUGUUGAGAUGCACAGCGAGGUUGAGUGGAGGGAGGACAUGAAGUUCCUGAAGGUUGAAUUCCCUGUCGAUAUCCGGAACACCGAGGCAUCUUACGAGACCCAAUUCGGCAUUGUCCGAAGACCAACACAUUAUAACACGACCUGGGAUAUGGCCAAAUUCGAAGUCUGCUGCCAUAAAUUUGCUGACCUUUCUGAGCAUGGCUAUGGUGUCUCUAUUCUGAACGACAGCAAGUACGGUUUUGCCACCUGCGGAAACCUCAUGCGCCUCUCUCUCCUUCGUGCCCCGAAGGCGCCUGAUGCGCAUGCAGACAUGGGCCGCCACCACAUUCGCUGGGCUAUUCUUCCACAUCAAGGGGAUCUCGGCUCUACCACGGUCCGCACUGCGUACAACUUUAAUAAUCCCUUGAAGCUAGUCCAGGCACCACAGACCAUCGAAUCCAGUGCUUUCAGCAAGCCGAUCAAGUUGACUGGCAACCCAUCCUUAGUCCUUGACACGAUCAAGAGAGGUGAGGAUGAUGUGGAUGUCAGUCGAGGUACAUUGAUGGUCAGGAACGGCAAGAGCGUAAUCCUACGUAUCUACGACAGUUUGGGGGGCACAAGCAAAGGCACGAUUGAGACAACACUUGAUGUAAAGAAGGUUUGGAAGACGAAUAUCCUGGAGGAUGACGAGGAAGAGUAUGCGAUUGAGGAUGGGAAGAUUGGAAUCACCCUGAAACCUUUCGAGGUUGCAACGUUCAGGCUGCAGCUUUAGUAGACCAGCAUGAAUAUGGGAGAUUGACGGCCCUUUGUU
Messenger RNA from Amorphotheca resinae ATCC 22711, 3420 nucleotides. RefSeq names its product glycoside hydrolase family 38 protein. Gene Ontology annotation, cellular component: fungal-type vacuole membrane. Gene Ontology annotation, biological process: oligosaccharide catabolic process; mannose metabolic process. NCBI's taxonomy places the organism in Eukaryota, Fungi, Ascomycota, Leotiomycetes, Helotiales, Amorphothecaceae. The record is from RefSeq and is a predicted model, not a curated record. The transcript is spliced from 4 exons. Gene Ontology annotation, molecular function: carbohydrate binding; alpha-mannosidase activity. The coding region runs from base 124 to 3381 and encodes 1085 amino acids.